AUGCCUGGUUCACCCGACAGGACCGCAUCAGGCAAACCACGCAAGCCCCGAAACAAGAGCUUCUCAGGCUGUUGGACCUGUCGCGCCAAGCACGUCAAGUGUGACGAAGCGAAACCAGCUUGUAAUCGCUGCCAGAAUGCCGGUGUUGAAUGUGAGGGAUAUGGAGUUAGGAUCUCGUGGGCUUCGGUGAGGAAUCCGACUACUUUUAAGAGGGGUAGUAGAAGGAAGUCAUCGCGUCGAACCUCGGAGCGAUUGCGUCAGUCGAGGAACCUGGAUGCUGUUGGUGAAGAACCUUCUGAAGAGCCUGCGGAUGGUUCGGCUAAGGGUGAUUAUGGUGAAGGGCCUUCUCAUGAUGAGACUGCAGAUCUGUCAUCGGAAAGCCACUCAACCACGACGCCUUUGAAUCAUAGUCAACAAUCAGGCUUUGACUUGGAUUUCUUGACAGACCACUUGAAUACUCGAAUCUUCAACUCUUAUGAACUCUUACGUCAAGGCUUAACGACAGGUCCUCCAUAUGCUACACUUCCUACUCUACAGCCGCAGCUCCCAUUAUUACAACUCGAUCAAACGUUCCACCAGAGUCCCAUCACUCAGAAUGACAUCGGCACGUCGACGCCCGUGAGCAUAGCUGCGCUCAGCAGUGGCUCAUUAUCCCUCCCCGAAGUACCAGAUUCCGCGACUCCCACAUCAUCAUCGCCAGUCAAUACACAGACUCAAACACGAAAGAUUACACGUCACAUCGAUAUUCUUCCUAAUCCAGGUCUUCAUUGCGAACUGAUCCAGCAUUGGGCGCUCAACCUCUGCGACUCUCUGAAUCCUGUACCUGGUAUACACAACCCCAUGAGAACCGCAAUGAUGCCCAUUGCCUUGGAAGGAAGCCGUACAGAUUCAGAAACUUCGACGGGUGCAACGAGUCUCUUCCACUUUAUAUGUUCAGCUGCAGCGUUUCACCUCUCAAAGAAACGAGAUACAGAAAAGGCAAGACGAGAGCUUGAGAAUGUAGCCCUUGAGCAUCAUAAUCUUGGCAUCACUCAUCUCGCGCAAAAUAUCCGUCAUUCCAAAGAUGGUGCUCACUGUGUGGCGUUGCUGGCAGCUAUUAUUAUUUGCAUCAUGAAUGAAGCAGUCACUCUACCAACUUCAUUCUGGCGGUUACACUUUCGCGGUGCUGUUGAUUGGGUGAAUCAUAUCGAUCCGCAAGUCUGGCAUCGAAACGAAGCAGCCACCAGCAUAUACUACAUGUUUCUGGGCAUGGCUACAGUUGUCCAGACUCAAUUGUUAUUUGACGGCCAUGAGACUUCUUACUGGGAGUUUACGAAGGACCUCGGACCACAACCGGAACCUUAUACGCUAUACACAGCCUUCGGUCUCCCUCAGCCACUAUUCCAUGGCUUACGAGCAAUGAACACUCUCGAAAGGCGCCGCAAAUCGCCGAGCGAGACCAACCCCUCCCCCGAAGAGCUCGACCGCCUCGAACUCGAACUCUACCUCUCGGUACCCAACAAACCCGACACAAAAGAAUCCGCCGACCUAAUCUACCACCACGGCUGUACUUUCUACUACUCAGCCCUAAUCCACAUGAAGCGCACUCUAAAAGGUGUUCCACUGGCGGAGGUGCAGCCUCUUGUUGAGAAAGCCCUUCCCCAUCUCGAGGCUAUGCCCAACUGUACCGCUCAACGUUUUUCGCCAAUGAUUUGGCCCAUAGCGAUAAUAUCAUUUGAGAUUGCUGAUGGGGUGAUGCAGCAGCGUAUGUUGAAGUGUUUGGCGGAUUUUGAAGAGAGGUCUGAGUUGGCGAUUUGGACGCAGAUUAUGCAUCUUGUUAAGGAGCUUUGGGCGUUGAGGAGGAGGGAGGGGAGUAAUAUUAAGUGGUAUCAUACCGCGCUGGGAUCAAUGAGUGAUAGCUUCAUGUUGCUGUGA
This is a messenger RNA of Fusarium coffeatum, 1914 nucleotides long. RefSeq lists its product as uncharacterized. The transcript has a single exon. Gene Ontology annotation, biological process: positive regulation of transcription by RNA polymerase II. Gene Ontology annotation, cellular component: nucleus. The coding region runs from base 1 to 1914 and encodes 637 amino acids. The record is from RefSeq and is a predicted model, not a curated record. Gene Ontology annotation, molecular function: transcription cis-regulatory region binding; zinc ion binding; DNA-binding transcription factor activity, RNA polymerase II-specific. Lineage: Eukaryota; Fungi; Ascomycota; Sordariomycetes; Hypocreales; Nectriaceae.